This is a messenger RNA of Pedinophyceae sp. YPF-701, 2070 nucleotides long. NCBI's taxonomy places the organism in Eukaryota, Viridiplantae, Chlorophyta, Pedinophyceae. The record is from the annotation of a GenBank genome assembly.
AUGGGCUCUCUUCGGGCUGCGCCGGACGUGCGGGGCCUCGGAUGUUUCAUCACGGGGGGUUCGAUGGGGAUUGGAGCGGCGCUCGGGGAGGCGCUGGUCCGCCGCGGCGCCUUCGUCACCCUGGUCGAUCGUGACGAGCGCGGUCGAGAGGUCGCGAGGGCUCUCGACGCGCGGGGAGGGCCCGGCAAGUGCCAGUUUGUGUGGGCGGACGUCCGCGACCACCAGCAGAACGUGGACGCGGCGAGGGCGCAUAUGGACGCGUUCGGGAGGAUGGACAUCGCGGUCCUGAACGCGGGCAUCGGGGAGUACGGCGACUUCGCUUCUGCGAGCACCAACGCCGACCAGUGGCGCGAGGUGGUCGACGCCGACCUCUCCGGAGUCGUCUCGGGCACGUGGGUGGCCAUCCAGCACCUCAAGGCCGCCCCGGACGGCUCCCCGCGGCUCCUGGCCAACGUCGCCAGCGCCGGCGGCAUCCUCCCGAUGCCACACGCGCCCGUCUACGCGGCGACGAAGGGCGGCGUCGUGCACUUCACGCGCUCGCUCGCGGGGCUCAAGCGGCGCUACGGCAUCCGCUGCGUGUCGCUGUGUCCGUCGUACAUCGACACCCACCUGGUACAACAAGCCUUCAAGGUCAUACCGCCGCGCGCGAAGCGGGCGAUGCUCGACGUGGUCGGCGGCGAGCUCAUGGGCUGCGACGUCAUGGUCGACGCGCUCGACCGCGCGCUCGCGGACCAGGCCCUCAACGGCGUCGCCCUGUACAUCUCCAGAGACGAGGGCGGGCGGGAGGCAACGUCCGCGGUGCUGCCCGACGAGUACCACCGUCUGCUGCCGAAUGGGUGGAUCCGGCGAACGGUGUCGACGAAGGGGCCGCCGGGGAAGCGGCUGGCGCCGGGGCGGCUGUAUCACGAGCUGACGGCGCAGCUGGGGCGCACGUCCGUGUUCGCGCCGGGCGCGCAGCACAGGGGGCUGCUGGCGCAGCGCGCGGCGUGGGCGCGCAUGCAGGUGGCUUCUGCGGCCUGCCGCGGCGUGAUCGUGCACGCGCUCAACCACGACUUCCGCGCCGCGACGCGCGUGGAGACGCUCCCGGCAGCGGCGAAGCCCAGCGGGCCCGGACAGGGACAUGUGCUGUUGGUGCGCGUGUUUGCGGGUGUCAACGCAUCCGACGUCAACUACAGCUCGGGGAGGUAUCACAACAGCCGCAAGGAGGCCGCGGCCGCGCUGCCGUAUCCGUCGGGCUUCGAGGCGAGCGCGGUCGUGGCGGAGGUGGGUCCGGGGGUGAAGGGAAUCGAGCCAGGGACAUCGGUGGUGACGAUGACCUAUGGCGGGUUCAGCACGCAGGUGGUCGAGGCCGCGCGCUCGUGCAUACCCGUCGCGGACCCCGGACCGGAGGCAGUGGCGCUGGCCACGUCCGGUCUGACUGCGUCGAUCGCGCUCGACCAGGUGGCGGAGCUGCAGCCUGGCGAGACGGUGCUCGUGACAGCGGCGGCGGGGGGCACUGGCCAGUUCGCGUGUCAGAUUGCCAAGCUGAUGGGGUGCCGCGUAUUCGCGACGUGCUCGUCGCCAGCCAAGUCCGACCUGCUCAAGUCGUUCGGCGUCGACCGCGUCGUGAACUACAAGGAGGAAAACCUCGACAAGGUGCUCGCGGAGGAGUGCCCCACCGGCCUCGACGUGGUGUACGAGUCCGUCGGCGGCUCCAUGCUGGACGUGGCGCUCAAACACCUCGCCGUCCGCGGCCGCCUCGUCGUCAUCGGCAUGAUGUCGCAGUACGGCGAGGGCUGGCCGGCCUCGCAGCACCGGGCCGUCCCUGAGCGCCUCCUCGCGAAGUCGGCGUCGAUCCGCGGGUUCUUCCUCCCGGCGUUCGGCCCGCUGAUCAAGCCGCACAUGGCGAUGCUCGCGGGCCUCCUGCGCGCGGGGAAGCUGCGCGUCGAGGUGGACCCGACGCCGUUCGCCGGGGUGGAGCGCGUCGCGGACGCCGUGGAGCAUCUGCAGUCUGGCUGCAGUCGCGGGAAGGUGGUGGUGCAGAUGUGCAAGCAGCUGCCGCCGGGAACUGGCGCGCAGGCGAGAAUGUGA